UUCGCCGCUGGAUGUCGCUGCUUGAGCAGGUACGCGUGUGAAUAUCAGCCGAGGAAACGGUAAUAAUGGCGGCGACCUGUUCGUGGGAACCAUGUGAAGAAACAGGGCAGGAUGCUCUUAUUGUUAAAUUUUCUAAUGGACACGUGAAAAAAGCAGAAGAGCUGGACUUCAAACUCUUCAAACACUCAGAUGGUAUCAAUCCCAGAAAGAAAACCCGACGCAUUGUGGUUGCAGAAUCAGACAGGCUUCCCUAUGUUGGGAGCAAUUUUGGGUCUGGAUCAUUACAGUGUAAUAAUCUGUGCAGGUGUUUUGUGGGAGUACUUGACAAGAGAACUAUGAAAAUGAAAGUUCAUAAUGCUCAGCUGUUCAAUAUGCUUCCUGUUAUACCAGGUGAAUCAGCAGUAAAUGAAAACACAAAGCAAGCUGAUACAUACAGAGAAAAGGUGGAUGCUCUCAUUGAAGCUUUUGGGACAACUAAACAGAAGCGUGCUCUGAGCUCCAGGAGACUCAACGAAGUGGGCAACGAGACUCUUCAGCAGGCUGUGGCACUGGCUGCUACCAAUGUCAUAAAUCAGAAAGGAGUGGAAGCUCUGCGUAAUGAAGUGGUUGAAACUGAGGCUCAGACAGAUACAGCCCUCUUCCUCCCUUCAUGCAACACUGAGGCAGACAAAGCAGAAGAUGUGUACCCCUUUGAUUUUUUUUAG
This is a messenger RNA of Sinocyclocheilus rhinocerous, 704 nucleotides long. RefSeq names its product DNA-directed RNA polymerase I subunit RPA49-like. Gene Ontology annotation, molecular function: DNA binding. Gene Ontology annotation, biological process: DNA-templated transcription. The transcript is spliced from 7 exons. Lineage: Eukaryota; Metazoa; Chordata; Actinopteri; Cypriniformes; Cyprinidae. The record is from RefSeq and is a predicted model, not a curated record. Bases 66 to 704 code for a protein of 212 amino acids.